AUGUCGAACAACGCGGAACACACGCCUGUUGUGCCGGACGAUGAUGAGCCGGAUGAUUGGAACAAGCGAAUCUUCAGCACAGGCUGCCAUGCCGAGCAGGAUAAGAUGAAUGACUGCUACUACGCGAAAAAGGACUGGCGCGAGUGCAAGAAAGAGAUGGAAGCUUUCCGCGAGUGCUGGAAGCGCCAGGGCAACGACCAGCGAACGCAGACCCAAGACGCAUAA
Molecule: messenger RNA, 225 nt
Organism: Penicillium paradoxum
Lineage: Eukaryota; Fungi; Ascomycota; Eurotiomycetes; Eurotiales; Aspergillaceae
Exons: 4
Coding region: 1-225 (74 amino acids)
Biological process (GO): mitochondrial respiratory chain complex IV assembly
Cellular component (GO): mitochondrial intermembrane space
Source: RefSeq, a predicted model, not a curated record